GCGAGGCGGCGGUUGCUUCCCAGCAGCGUUUGACCCGGAGCUGCGAGAGCGGCGGUCUGGAGCGGCGGGCGCUCGGGGCCCAGGCGUGCGCCCCGUCACCAUGGCCGGCCUGGGCAGGACUCUGUGCGCGCUGCAGCCCCCCAGUGUGCCGGGCGGCGGCCUGCCCGCAGACUCACAAACUCGAGCCACUUCUAAGAGCCUGAUACCUGUUAAGUCCAAAGAAGCCAGUGUUUCCAGACUUCUUCAUUCAGGAGAUUCAGAGAAUGACGUUCCAAAAAUCACCAAACCAAGACGAGAGAAUGGGCAGGUGAAAGCUGCAGAUAAUGCCAUCAGGAAGAACCUCAGAAAGAAUGACACGUGCAAUUAUUACAGUUAUAAACCAUUGAGUAAGCAGAAAUCAGAGGAAGAUCUCAAGGAUAAGAACCAGCUCUUAGAGGCGGUCAACAAACAGUUGCACCAGAAGUUGACUGAAACUCAGGGAGAACUGAAGGACCUGACCCAAAAGGUGGAGCUGCUAGAGAAGUUUCAGGACAACUGUUUGGCAGUUUUGGAGAGCAAGGGCCUCAACCCAGUUUUAGGCAGUGAGACCCUGGCAUCACAGCGAGAAUCCAGCGUGGAUCACGUGGACUCUAUGUUGCUGUUAGAAACUUUGCAAGAUGAGCUGAAGCUUUUUAAUGAAACAGCCAGAAAGCAGAUGGAGGAGUUACAGGCCUUAAAAGUAAAGUUGAAGGUGAAAGAAGAGGAGAGGGUGCGGUUCCUAGAACAGCAGACAUUAUGCAACAGUCAAGUGAAUGAUUUUACAACAGCCCUUGAAGAAAUGGAGCAGCUAUUAGAAAUGUGAUAAAAAGCAAGUGGCUAGAUGGCUCCUCUUGGGGGUAAACUCUCAGAGGAAGCCACUUAGGACAUCUGCUUCUUGGCAUGAUCUUCUGGGACUCACCAUCCCCAGAAUGACAGUAGUUUCUUCAUUAGAUGGACAGUUUAUGCUGGGAUGGCAGUUCCUCCUUGAAGCAAGUAUUUCCAGUCUUCAGAUUGGUCAGCUCUCCUGAACUUCACAUGCGGAUAACUAAGGCUUACAAGAGGGGCACCUGGAAGCUUGGAGCGACCUCUGAGGUAACAAAGCGGCACACCAUUGGAACCUGGAGAUGAAACCAGCCACAAACACGAGCCAAAGGAUCACAUGCGGGUGUGCAGUGAGAAAACCUAAAUUGUACAGUGGCACGUGGGUUCUCCAUAGGAGACCUCACUGAGGCGCCAUGCUGUCCCCUGCUAACUUGGAACACGUUCUGUCCCAUUCUGGUUGGGUUCGCCGUCUCAAUUCUAAAUUUAUGAAGCAGAAGUAACUUAACAUGGCUUAAUAAAUGGGCGAAGGUACAGAGGGCAGUAACACCUACCUGAAACAUACCUUGGAGCUUUAAUCACUUCUGCUUGGUUUUUUUCAUUAAGCGCUACUUUUAAAGUAUUUCUGUACCGAUUUGGACUGCAGCUAUUUGGGUCGAGGAAUGAAAAUAGCUAUUUAACCUAAAUCUGCCCAUGAAGACUAUUGAACUAAUCUGGUUAAAAUUCAAGACUGAUGUAACCCAGAAUAUUUUUCUUCCACUCAUUAAGUGCUCUGUGGCUAGCCCCUUUGUCUUCCAGAAACAUUAAUCUUAGAUAUUCCCUUUUUGAAGCAGCAGGUGCCAGACUUGGUCCAGUAGUUUUAUGUCACUGGCUGUUCUCAGGGUAUGCUCUAUUUGUAACCAUAGGUGCCAGACUACCUACCUGUGUUCUCCCUAUAUUCCUAAACAUGGCCAUAUACCUGCUCUUUGCACAGCCAGUCCUGGGUCUGGCCCCAUAAAUCCAGAGUCACCUGAAGUCCCUAACAGGCUUCCCCAUUGGUUUACUAAAGAACAGUCUUAUUUAAUUUUUAGUCAAACUAGGAGGCUUUCGCUAUCCCAUUUUUGCGGCAUCUCCCAAUUUCUUCAGCCUCCUCUCCCAUUAAUAUUUUUGAGGCUGCCCAGAGCCACAUAAUCAAGCCAAGGAGCACUCCCAUCCUAACUUAGAAGGCUAAAAUGCUUUGCUCGCGCACACAAACCUUCAUGCAGUUAUAUCCCAAAUGUUUGAGAGUAAAGUCCAGUUAAAUAAUUGUCCCUUGGGCGAACUGAGUAUUUUCUUCUACCCAGUCUCAGGAUAUUUAUCAUUUAAAAGAUUGUUUACUGAAUGAAAUUUUUAUAGGCAUUUCUGACCUCUCCACCAGGAAAAAAAAAGUAGUGUUUCUUGGAAGGAGAGAGUGGAAAACUGUUUUGGGAUCCUCACCUCCUUGUCAUGCCUCUCCAGUUCCUACUCCUAGGACUGCACCUGUCUGAGUGCUGUAAGUCACGCAUCCUUCCCAGGUCUCACUUGCGGCCUGGUCUAAGGGGGGGGGCCUUUGCCUCUCGGUUGCACCUUGCACCUCCAGCCUGUAGCUCUUGUCUUUUCUCUUGUUCCACUACCCUCUGUUGUUCCAGCUGCCUUUUUUACCCAUGGGGCUGUUCUGGGUGCUUAAUCUGAUCUGAAACUUGAAUCCAUAUAUUGUAUAAAUUCAGCAAACAGUGAUCUGCCCCUGCACUUCCUUAAAUGCUCUAGGGAACUUUAAUAUAAUAUGACAUUCUUAACCACAAAGAUAUGUACAGUCUGGUGAAACAAUAUGCAGGUGAUACAUAAGUUCAGUAACAAAUGACAGUGCUUUACAAUUGGGAUGUGUGAUAUAGUUAGUACUAUAGCAGUUAACUGGGCUUGUUUGGUUGGGAGGCUUGAUGGAGGAGGUAGACCAGGGAUCAAAAAAAGAGUAACAUUUGAACCACCUCGCUAGAAAAUUGCACUAGAAAAUUGGACAAGCGCACAGAAGGGGAAAGUGGUGUGCUUAGAAAAGUGGAAGCUCCACCCCCUUUCCCCACAGUUUCCCCUAUGCAUCUCUUCCAUCUGGCUCUUCGAGUUAUAGCCUUUUAUCUUAAACCUGUGAUUUAGUAAAUAAAAUGUUUCUCUGAGUUGUGAGCUGCUCCUAGCUAAUUAAUCAAACCCAAGGAGGGGAUCAUUAGGCAAAAGACUGGGGGGGAAAAAAAAAAGUUGAGGGCUAGCCACAUGAGUUUUGGGAAACUGAGUAUGAACACUAGUUGGGCUUUUUCAGAGGGUUUAAGAUAAAGAGGGUAUUGUGUCUGACACUUCAUUACACAUUACCCUAGAAAGGUGCUGUUUAUGGUCUUGUGUAAUCCUCACUACAGUCAUACAAGAUGAGCACUAUUCUCCCCUUUAUAGCUGGAGUAAUAGACCUGGAGAAGCUGAUUUGCCCAAGGUCAAACAAGCAAGUACUGGAGAAAGAUUUGAACCAGGGAAUACUGGGGAUGGAUGAUACAUAGUUACAUCAGAGAUUUGAAGAACCUUGAAUAUCAAGCUGAGAAGUAUGGAUUUUUGUCAUCUAGAUCAGUGUUCCCAGUGUCUCAGCAAUAUUUUAUGACACCAAAAUACCUAGUAGUUCCAUGUAGCUACUCCAGCUCUUAAACGCAUACAUCUUUAAAAAUCAAAAAGAUUUUUAUUUUAUUUUGUGUAGAACUGGGGUAUUUUGUGUAGAACUGGGGUGUAGACCAGAGGUGCGGUGGGUAGGGGGUGAAGGGACUCACCAGAGAAAGUGGGGAGCAGAACAGGCAGAUGUACUGAAAUACACUGCUGAGGGGAGCAGCGGGCAAGACAGGAGAGGUCUGCUGUGCGUGGCUGGGGAUCGAACUUGUGCUGCAGUGGCUGCAGAUAGCUUCAUAGCGCUGAGUCUUAACCACUUGUGCCUUCGGGGAAGCCCCCUUUUUUCCAUUUUUAAAUUACAAUUAUUUACUAAUGGAAUGUUGGGCACUUUUCAACUUCUCAAACACUGGAAUAAAUUGGACACUACUCUCAUAUUCUGGUUGAUAUUGAAAGAGCUGAACAAUCUAGUGUUGAAACUGACUUACCUGUAGCUAGUAGUUUACAUGUCUAACGUCAAGUUGAUCAUCGUGAUUCCCCAAAUUUAAAACACCCCCUGGCAUCCUUGUGAGUUUGCUGUUCAAAGGUGCCUUGAUCUACAGCCUGGAAACCACAGAUCCAGACAGAAACAGAUUUUUGAGCAACCACCUUAGUAUUUUAGAAAAGUUAACCUGGCAUUGGCAUUAACAAUGC
Talpa occidentalis (Iberian mole) is the source of this 4158-nucleotide messenger RNA. It is a transcript of the gene KNSTRN, whose product is annotated as kinetochore localized astrin (SPAG5) binding protein. NCBI's taxonomy places the organism in Eukaryota, Metazoa, Chordata, Mammalia, Eulipotyphla, Talpidae. Gene Ontology annotation, biological process: mitotic sister chromatid segregation; regulation of attachment of spindle microtubules to kinetochore; spindle organization. The transcript is spliced from 9 exons. Gene Ontology annotation, cellular component: mitotic spindle; microtubule plus-end; centriolar satellite. The record is from RefSeq and is a predicted model, not a curated record. The coding region runs from base 101 to 841 and encodes 246 amino acids.